This is a messenger RNA of Penicillium vulpinum, 795 nucleotides long. RefSeq names its product DUF4112 domain-containing protein. Lineage: Eukaryota; Fungi; Ascomycota; Eurotiomycetes; Eurotiales; Aspergillaceae. The record is from RefSeq and is a predicted model, not a curated record. The transcript has 3 exons. Bases 1 to 795 code for a protein of 264 amino acids.
AUGUCCAAAGUUCUGGUGUCUCUCAUUGGCAAGAAAGUGCUAGGUGAAACUGCCAAGAAUCAUUUUGGUACUGAAGACCCCUACUUCGAAGAAGUUCCUGCUUCACGUCUCGGUCGUACAUUUGGAAAAAAGACCCAAAAGCGUCGCAAGGCCAUCCCACCGGGCCUUUCUGAGAAUGAUAAGAAGGUCCUAACCAAAGUCAAACGCAGGGCGUACCAGCUGGACUAUGCUCUUUUCAGCUUAUGCGGAAUCCGGUUCGGCUGGGGAAGUGUGGUUGGGCUUAUUCCAUUUAUUGGCGAUGCUGGCGAUGCUGCGCUCGCAAUGAUGGUUGUGAAAUCUUGCGAAGGGAUUGACGGUGGACUUCCUCAUGCUCUGCGCAUGAAGAUGGUGAUGAAUGUGAUAAUCGACUUCUUGAUUGGCCUUGUCCCUUUCAUUGGCGAUCUUGCCGAUGCAGUGUACAAAGCGAAUACUCGAAAUGCUGUCAUUCUCGAAAGCCAUCUCCGCCAAAAGGGUGCCAAGGCGUCCUCACAACAAAGCAACAGGAGACAGGAGCGGAUAGUUGAAAUCGACAACAGUCUCCCUGAUGCAUUUGACAGGCAAGAAGAGGGCGUUAUAGGCAACCGUCCACCAUCCUAUGAAUAUGUCCGACCAUCGAGUCAUGGGGCAAGGGACAAUGCGGCCCCCGAGCCUCCAACCAGACCCCAGCCGGCCAAACAGUCCCGGAAGUCAUUUGGAAGAUGGUUUGGCGGGGCAGGCCAUCCAGAAGAUGAUUUGGAGCGAGGUGGAGCGAGGUAG